UACGGGUAAGAACACAAUAUAGUGGAAGGUGUGGAAAUUCGAGAAUGUAUAAAUUAUGUAGAAGAAGCCAUCAACAGACAGCUUUCAAAACGGAAUACUCUGCGUCUUCUUUGUCUACUCUCCAUCAGCCAGGAUGGCUUGUCUUCUAGAGAUUACAGGUCUCUAUUUACCCAGUUUCUUCAGAGCUAUGGUCAUAAUUACUUAUUGACAUUUUUCAACCUGAAGAAGACAGGGCUCUUCACUGAGCAAGCAUCUGUGGUUGUCCCCUCUGCAUCAGCAGUGGCUAGUACUGCAGCCAUCAGGAUGGCUGGGAAGAUGGCUGCAGCAAUGGCAUCGUUACCUCGUAGCAGUUCUUUCAAAAUAGUUACUCGGAAGUUUUCUUUGGUUCCACCCGCCAUCGAGCAUUAUGACUUGAAGAAUCCUACGGACAUGGGAUACGUGUUCAGUGGUGCUUAUGUUCCACUUACUUGUCGGAUUGUUGAAGAGAUUAUCCAAAGGGAUGGAGUGAGAGGUCUGGAGGAACCACUGAAGCUCCUGUCUGGUCCAACGGUCAGCUCAGUCAAAGGAGAACCUAGAAUAACACCAGGUGCCCACUCGGAUCCACUUUCACCUAAAGUGGUGUUGGUGUGUUUUCUUGGAGGUGUGACUUAUGCUGAAAUAGCAGCUCUGAGACUCUUGGAAAGAUUGAAAGGUUGUCAGAUCUUUAUAGCGGCGACAUCUAUUAUCAAUGGUAACACUCUUCUUCAGCAGUUUGAACCAACAUUCUUGUAGAUAUCCAGUAAUGCUUCUUUCUGAUUGGUUAAAGAGAGGAUCACAUCUCACUUGGAAGAAACAUAUGCUUUGUUUUCUUUUAAUAUUUAAAAGUAAAUUCUGUUACUUAACAAGGAAUAAAUGCAUUUGAAUUGUGUAUAAAUUAGGGUAAAGAGACAUGAAAAUGAGUCCAAUUUAUCAAUCUUUUUAUCCCACGUGUUCUUUGCUUGACUGUUUAGUGACUCGAACCUUGGAUUACUGAUGCACUGUCUUAAAUUAAGAAAG
Limulus polyphemus (Atlantic horseshoe crab) is the source of this 1035-nucleotide messenger RNA. RefSeq names its product vacuolar protein sorting-associated protein 33B-like. Bases 304 to 771 code for a protein of 155 amino acids. The record is from RefSeq and is a predicted model, not a curated record. Gene Ontology annotation, cellular component: lysosome; CORVET complex. The transcript has 8 exons. Lineage: Eukaryota; Metazoa; Arthropoda; Merostomata; Xiphosura; Limulidae. Gene Ontology annotation, biological process: vesicle-mediated transport; intracellular protein transport.